Eurypyga helias (sunbittern) is the source of this 2802-nucleotide messenger RNA. It is a transcript of the gene NPAT, whose product is annotated as nuclear protein, ataxia-telangiectasia locus. Lineage: Eukaryota; Metazoa; Chordata; Aves; Eurypygiformes; Eurypygidae. Gene Ontology annotation, molecular function: transcription coregulator activity. The annotation marks the transcript as partial. Gene Ontology annotation, cellular component: nucleus. The record is from RefSeq and is a predicted model, not a curated record. The transcript is spliced from 12 exons.
GGUAUUUACAACAGGAAAAGCUUCUGGCUACCUGCCGUGAAUUUAUUUUGGAAAGCGCAGAUUUGAAAGAGUAUGCGGAGCACUGCACGGAGGAUGGGUUUAUUCCAGCCUGCUUGCUGUCCCUGUGUGGAAAAAAUUUGACAACUAUUCUUAAUGAAUACGUAGCCAUGAAAACAAAAGAAACAACAAAUGAAGUUCCAGCAAUGAUGUCAUCUCUCUGGAAAAAAUUAGACUAUACACUUUCUCAGAUCAGGAGCAUGCAGAAUUCUACAGGAUUUUCUGCUAAUCAAAGGACACGUACAAGAAGUGGAAUUGUAGAAAUGAAAAGGCAGAGAAUGCUUCAGCAAUCAGCUCCUGCAAACUCAGGACUGUUGUCAGUAGCCCAUCACUCAGGGCUACAGAAUUCCGCUGCUGUUGUAUCUCCCCAAGUUAUUCACAGGCCAGCAAUAAACCAAAGCAUGUCACAGGCGAGACUGAAUACGUUGUUUGUGCACCAGUCACAAGCCCAAGAAAACAAGCUCACAGGAGAUUUCAUACACAUCCAAGUUCCAGCAUCACAAGAACGAAAGCUUCAUUCAAAUUUGCUUUCUCCAGGAAGACGAAAAAGUGAAUCUCAGAAGAGGAAAAGCGUUGCAACAUCUGGGCCUCUGUCGGCAACUAGAAGCUCUCAAGACCCUGAUGAAGUAAUAAUAGAAAAACAACUAGUUAUUGAAAAUGCCAGAGAAAAAAUCUUGAGCAACAAAUCUCUUCAGGAGAAGCUUGCUGAGAACAUUAACAAAAUCCUGGGCAGUGACGGCAAUGUCGCUCAGGCCCCUAAACAGACAGAGAGUGGUCCCACGGAGCAGGAGACUUCCAUUGAUGAAAUCCUUGGACUUCAGGGUGAAAUUCAUAUGUCAGAAGAGGCUAUACAGGACAUUCUAGAACAGACGGAAUCAGAUCCAGCUUUCCAGGCACUCUUUGACUUGUUUGAUUAUGGAAAGAACAAAGUAAACAAGAACUUACCUGCUGGUAUUUCUGGUCAGAGUGGAGUAGAAAAUGCAAUCCUGGUGGAUGAGGGUAACCUGGAAACACUUGAAAGUUCGUUAGGAACAGAAGAAACUACUAGGUGUGAUGAUACUCGGGAAUCACUCUCCUGUAAAGGUUUUCAGUUAGAAGCAGCAUCGUGUGCCUUGAAGACCAGCGUUAACGAUGAUGAUGUGGCUAAGAAAAACACAACCGACGAACAGUUACAGGGAAGCUGUAGGCCACGGAAGCAGACUGAAGUACUUAAAACCCUUACCCCUGAACACGUGGGAGAGCUCGAAAUCGCGUUUGACUCUGUGCCUGGCUUGACUGAACCUAACAAGAGCCAGAGUUCUGAUAGCAAGUGUAAUGAGCACUGCGGAGAUCCUUACGAUAAAAAAGAGUCGUCUGCAUUGGUAUCUGCAAGUGAAAGAACUAGGGAAAUGGAAAAAGACCCACUAAGUUGUAGUGCACAAAGCAGUCCUAGUUUACAAUAUGUUCAUUCUGGCAGUCCACAGGUUUCUUUGAUUUCCUUGGCGGAAGGCACUACAGCCAGUGAAAACAAAACGCUUUCUGGAAGUAAAUGUCACUUAUCACCAGAUACAUCGCUGCCUGAAAACACACUUACUCAAAGCCCUUCUGACAGGAGCUCCGGGCACAGUGUGCUGCUGAGAAAAACCAGUUCCUCAAUUUCCAGCCCAUCAGGAGAUGCAGGGAAAGAUCAGGCUGUAACAAACGACCCUGCUGCCUCACCUGGUAUUUUACAGGAGAGCUCCGGACAGCACUCCAACCCUCAGGAGCAGAGUCUGCAGUCGGACUGUGCUGCAGGAUCUGCGGUGAGGGUGUCACAUCUUGACAAAACAGAGCUGCAGCUUGAAGUUGUUGAUACUUCCAACGAAGCAUAUGCAAACGAUCAGCGUGCGCUUGCUAAGCCUGGUGCGAAAGAUUUCAACCUUCCUCCAGGACUGUCAGACUCGGAGGGAGCACAGGGAGAAAUGCAAGAACCUUCCUCUUCUACAAGACUAGAUGCUGAUAAUAUGUAUUUCUCUUCCAGUGAUGAUGCAUGUACAGAAAUCUCUGUAGUAUCCACUGAAAAUAAUCUUACUACCUCUGAAAUAUGCCACUCUCCUCUCCCAGAAACUGCAUCCUCAACAGAUGAGUCGGGCACUGAGGCCAAAAGUAUAACUGGUGUAUCUUCUAGUAGUCAGCCAAUGGAUGUUGAUCCUUCUAACAUAAUGUCCCUCAAGAUCAUCAUCAGCGACGAUCCAUUUAUGUCAUCAGACACGGAGUUAAAUAAUGCUGUUUCCAGCAUCACAGGAGAAAAUUUGCCAACUAUAAUAUUGUCAUCUCCAGCCAAAUCCCCAACCAAAACUGCAGGCCUGUCCAAAUGUCUUUCUUCAGAAGACACAGAAAAAAAUGUGGAUUCAGCUUUGGCAGAGCAGAACCUCCUUGUGCUUAGACCUAAGGAUCCUGUGGUCACCUCAGUUAACACGCAGAGUGAAGACUGCGCUGUUGUGUCAGUUGGAGGUACAACUAAUCUUUCCAAGGAAGGGGGAUUCAUACAGUUGAUGCCAGCAACAAGCACAGCUUUUGGGAAUUCAAACAACCUUUAUAUAGCCACCUGUGUGACUGAUCCAGCUACCUUGGGUACAGCUGUAACACCAUCAAAUGUAGUUGUAUUGCCUGGCAAUUCAAUGCCACUUGCUGCCCAAGCUCCAGCUGUACAACCGUUACGGACUCCUCCUAGAUCCAACAAUGCGUUUGCAGCAAACCAGACUGUCUCCCCAAACUUCCCACAAG